This is a messenger RNA of Lodderomyces elongisporus, 816 nucleotides long. RefSeq lists its product as uncharacterized. The record is from RefSeq and is a predicted model, not a curated record. The coding region runs from base 1 to 816 and encodes 271 amino acids. Lineage: Eukaryota; Fungi; Ascomycota; Pichiomycetes; Serinales; Debaryomycetaceae. The transcript has a single exon.
AUGAGUGACAUAUCAAUCCCUAUUGCCAUGCUAUGGACAUUUAUUCCACUCAUUGUCUUGGGAUCCUACUUGAUUUACAAACGUGUAGGACGAACAAAUGUUAUUGACGAUGAAGAACGAGGAGGUCUACUCAAUAACACAGAGACAAGAGAUUAUGAUGAGUACAGAGAACCUAGAAAUAUACAAACAGAAACUGCAACAGAAACAAGUCCCCUCUUGCAAAGUGAAACAGUGCUGCCUUCCACAUUGAAUAAAACCCAACAACACAAAUUUGAAGAACGUGUACGAGAAAUAGUACAGGAUAUACCAGAUGAAAAUACUAAUGAGGUUAUAAAUGAAGCACCAGUGAGCAAAAAAGCAUCAACUAGUAAAGAGCAAAAAGAAGAUGCGCCUGAAACAAAUGAUGGGAUUAAACAAACAUUGGAACCUAAGCAGAAGCAUACUAGUCAAGAUAAAAAUCAAGACUUGGUUGAAACUAUGCAUGAAAACACUAAAGAAUCAAAUGGUGUGCCAAUUCAAAAUAGUGAUCAAAGUUCAAAGAACAAAGAACAAAACCAGAUUAAAGAUCAAGCAACAAAGGUACCAACCCCAGAACUGGAACCUAAAAAUACAGAAAAUACAGAAAAAAUAGAUGGUCAAGCACAAAAUGUGCAAACUGAGCAAAAAGAUGCAUCAACAAAGUCAAACAAUACAACUGUGAAUUCAGCUUCUCUUGAGGAAGAUCCACUGACUCCAGUGUCAGCACCAACAACUAACAGUAAUAAGAAAAAGAAGAAGAAAAAUGGGAAAAAGUCGAAAAAGAAGGGCAAGAAGUAA